Molecule: messenger RNA, 4007 nt
Organism: Elephantulus edwardii (Cape elephant shrew)
Lineage: Eukaryota; Metazoa; Chordata; Mammalia; Macroscelidea; Macroscelididae
Gene: ERBB4
Product: v-erb-b2 avian erythroblastic leukemia viral oncogene homolog 4
Exons: 28
Coding region: 34-3960 (1308 amino acids)
Biological process (GO): protein phosphorylation; multicellular organism development; cell surface receptor protein tyrosine kinase signaling pathway
Cellular component (GO): signaling receptor complex; basal plasma membrane
Molecular function (GO): ATP binding; epidermal growth factor receptor binding; transmembrane receptor protein tyrosine kinase activity
Source: RefSeq, a predicted model, not a curated record
AAUUGGCAGCACGGGAUCUGAGACUUCCAAAAAAUGAAGCUGGCGGCGGGACUGUGGGUCUGGGGCAGCCUUCUAGUGGCGGCGGGGACCGUCCAGCGCAGCGCUUCUCAGUCAGUAUGUGCAGGGACAGAGAACAAACUGAGCUCUCUCUCUGACCUGGAGCAGCAGUACCGAGCCUUGCGCAAAUACUAUGAGAACUGCGAGGUAGUCAUGGGCAACCUGGAGAUCACCAGCAUCGAGCACAACCGGGACCUCUCCUUCUUGCGGUCCAUUCGAGAAGUAACAGGCUAUGUGUUAGUGGCUCUUAAUCAGUUUCGAUACCUGCCUCUGGAAAACUUACGUAUUAUUCGUGGGACAAAACUUUAUGAGGAUCGUUAUGCACUGGCAAUAUUUUUAAACUACAGAAAAGAUGGAAAUAUUGGACUUCAGGAACUUGGAUUGAAGAACCUGACAGAAAUCCUGAAUGGUGGAGUCUAUGUGGACCAGAACAAAUUCCUUUGUUAUGCAGACACAAUUCACUGGCAAGAUAUCGUUCGGAAUCCAUGGCCUUCCAACUUGACUCUGGUGUCAACAAAUGGUAGCUCGGGAUGUGGACGUUGCCAUAAGUCCUGUACUGGCCGAUGCUGGGGACCCACAGAAAAGCAUUGCCAGACUUUGACGAGGACGGUGUGUGCAGAGCAAUGUGAUGGCAGGUGCUAUGGCCCCUACGUCAGUGAUUGCUGCCAUCGAGAAUGUGCUGGAGGCUGCUCAGGGCCCAAGGACACCGACUGCUUUGCCUGCAUGAAUUUCAAUGACAGUGGAGCAUGUGUUACUCAGUGUCCCCAAACUUUUGUCUACAAUCCAACAACCUUUCAGUUGGAACACAAUUUCAAUGCCAAGUACACAUAUGGAGCAUUCUGUGUCAAGAAAUGUCCACAUAACUUUGUGGUAGAUUCCAGCUCUUGUGUACGUGCCUGCCCUAGUUCCAAAAUGGAAGUAGAAGAAAAUGGGAUUAAGAUGUGUAAACCUUGUACUGAUAUUUGCCCAAAAGCAUGUGAUGGGAUUGGCACAGGAUCGUUGAUGUCAGCUCAGACUGUGGAUUCCAGUAACAUUGACAAAUUUAUAAACUGUACCAAGAUCAAUGGGAAUUUGAUCUUCCUUGUCACUGGCAUUCAUGGGGAUCCAUAUAAUGCAAUUGAAGCUAUAGAUCCGGAGAAACUAAAUGUCUUUCGUACAGUGAGAGAGAUAACAGGUUUCUUGAACAUACAAUCAUGGCCUCCAAACAUGACUGAUUUCAGUGUUUUUUCCAACUUGGUCACUAUUGGUGGAAGAGUACUCUACAGUGGCCUCUCCUUGCUUAUCCUCAAGCAACAGGGCAUCACUUCUCUGCAGUUCCAGUCUUUGAAGGAAAUCAGUGCAGGGAACAUCUACAUAACCGACAACAGUAACUUGUGUUAUUAUCAUACCAUUAAUUGGACAAUGCUCUUCAGUACUCUCAACCAAAGAAUAGUUAUCCGGGACAAUAGGAAAGCUGAAAACUGCACUGCAGAAGGAAUGGUGUGCAACCAUCUGUGUUCCAGUGAUGGCUGUUGGGGACCAGGACCAGACCAGUGCUUGUCCUGCCGACGUUUCAGUAGGGGGAGGACCUGCAUAGAGUCUUGUAACCUCUACGAUGGUGAAUUUCGGGAGUUUGAGAACGGUUCCAUCUGUGUAGAGUGUGACCCCCAGUGUGAGAGGAUGGAUGAAGGUAUCCUCACGUGCCAUGGACCGGGACCUGACAACUGUACUAAGUGUUCCCAUUUUAAAGAUGGUCCAAACUGUGUAGAGAAGUGUCCCGAUGGCUUACAGGGAGCAAACAGUUUCAUUUUCAAGUAUGCCGAUCAGGAUCGAGAAUGCCACCCUUGUCACCCAAACUGUACUCAAGGGUGUAGCGGUCCCACUAGUCAUGACUGCAUUUACUACCCAUGGACGGGCCAUUCCACUUUACCACAACAUGCUAGAACGCCCCUGAUUGCAGCCGGAGUCAUUGGUGGGCUCUUCAUCAUGGUCAUUAUGGGUCUGACCUUUGCAGUUUACGUUAGAAGGAAAAGCAUCAAAAAGAAAAGAGCCUUGAGAAGAUUCUUGGAGACUGAGUUGGUCGAACCCUUAACUCCCAGCGGUACGGCACCCAAUCAGGCUCAACUCCGAAUUUUGAAAGAAACUGAGCUCAAGAGAGUCAAAGUACUUGGCUCUGGUGCUUUUGGAACUGUUUAUAAGGGCAUCUGGGUACCUGAAGGAGAAACAGUGAAGAUCCCUGUGGCUAUUAAGAUUCUCAAUGAAACAACAGGUCCAAAAGCCAAUGUGGAGUUCAUGGAUGAAGCGCUGAUCAUGGCAAGUAUGGACCAUCCGCAUCUUGUUCGAUUGCUGGGCGUGUGUCUGAGCCCAACGAUUCAGCUGGUUACACAGCUCAUGCCCCAUGGAUGCCUGUUGGACUAUGUCCAUGAGCACAAGGAUAACAUCGGUUCACAGUUGCUGCUUAACUGGUGUGUCCAGAUAGCUAAGGGAAUGAUGUACCUGGAAGAAAGACGGCUUGUUCAUCGGGAUUUGGCAGCCCGAAAUGUCUUAGUGAAAUCUCCAAAUCACGUGAAAAUCACAGAUUUUGGGCUGGCCAGACUCUUGGAAGGAGAUGAAAAAGAAUAUAAUGCUGAUGGAGGGAAGAUGCCAAUUAAAUGGAUGGCACUGGAAUGUAUACACUACAGAAAAUUUACCCAUCAGAGUGACGUUUGGAGUUAUGGAGUCACUAUUUGGGAACUAAUGACAUUUGGAGGAAAGCCCUACGAUGGAAUUCCAACCCGAGAAAUUCCUGAUUUACUAGAGAAGGGGGAACGUUUGCCUCAGCCUCCCAUCUGCACCAUUGAUGUUUAUAUGGUCAUGGUCAAAUGUUGGAUGAUUGAUGCUGACAGCAGACCUAAAUUCAAGGAACUGGCUGCUGAAUUCUCCAGGAUGGCUCGAGACCCUCAGAGAUACCUCGUUAUUCAGGGUGAUGAUCGUAUGAAACUUCCCAGUCCAAAUGACAGCAAGUUCUUUCAGAAUCUGUUAGAUGAAGAGGAUUUAGAAGACAUGAUGGAUGCUGAGGAGUACCUGGUCCCUCAGGCCUUCAACAUCCCCCCUCCCAUCUACACUUCCAGAGCAAGAAUUGACUCAAAUAGGAGUGAAAUUGGACACAGCCCUCCUCCUGCCUACACCCCUAUGUCAGGAAACCAGUUUGUAUACAGAGAUGGAGGCUUUGCUCCAGAACACGGGGUGCCUGUUCCCUACAGAGCCACAACCAGCACCAUCCCUGAAGUUCCAGUGACUCAGGGUGCUACAGCCGAGAUCUUUGAUGACACCUGCUGCAAUGGUACCCUGCGUAAGCCUGUGGCACCCCACGUCCAAGAGGAGAGCAGCACACAGAGGUACAGUGCAGACCCUACUGCAUUUGCCCCGGAACGGAGCCCACGAGGAGAGCUGGAUGAAGAGGGUUACAUGACUCCCAUGCGAGACAAACCCAAGCAAGAAUACUUGAACCCUGUGGAAGAGAAUCCCUUCGUGUCUCGGAGGAAAAACAGCGACCUUCAAGUUUUGGAUAAUCCUGAAUACCACAGUGCUUCCAGCGGUCCACCCAAGGCAGAAGAUGAGUAUGUGAACGAGCCACUGUACCUCAACACCUUUGCCAAUGCCUUGGGGAAUGCCGAGUACCUGAAGAACAACAUACUGUCUGUGCCAGAGAAGGCCAAGAAAGCUUUCGACAACCCUGACUACUGGAACCACAGCCUGCCACCUCGGAGCACCCUUCAUCACCCAGACUACCUGCAGGAGUACAGCACAAAAUAUUUUUAUAAGCAGAAUGGACGCAUCCGGCCCAUGGUGGCAGAGAAUCCUGAAUACCUCUCUGAGUUCUCCCUGAAGCCAGGCACUGUGCUGCCUCCGCCACCCUACAGACACCGAAACACUGUGGUGUAAGCUCAGCAGUUACUUUUAGAUGGUGAGACACACCCACUCCAAUCUCC